Messenger RNA from Ascoidea rubescens DSM 1968, 2628 nucleotides. RefSeq names its product actin-binding protein LAS17 (gene LAS17). The record is from RefSeq and is a predicted model, not a curated record. The transcript has a single exon. Gene Ontology annotation, molecular function: actin binding. Lineage: Eukaryota; Fungi; Ascomycota; Saccharomycetes; Ascoideales; Ascoideaceae. Bases 303 to 2390 code for a protein of 695 amino acids.
AUUUCUCUCAUUUCUCUCAUUUCUCUCAUUUCUCUCAUUUCUCUCAUUUCUCUCAUUUCUCUUUCAUUUCUCUUACAUAUCUCUCAUCUCUCAUCUCUCAUCUCACCCACCUCCACGCCCUCCAUUCGGCUCCGCCCGCUCCUAUAAAUACUCCGCUCCCGCCCUUACGGCCCUCUUUCGCUACUAUCGCCCUUCCAAACAGCUGCUUUUUUUUCUUAUCCACCUCAGAUAACUCACAGCUCCAACUUCAACUCCAACUCCAACUCCAACUCCAUCUUACAACUCUCAUUUUAACAAAUAAAAUGGGCUUACUACAAUCUGCAGAUAAGGAAAAGAUAAAAAGAAACAUCCCCAGACAGAAAAACAAAAUCAUAGACUUCACUGUUGCUAGACUCUACAUCUCGCUUCCUAACCAAAAUGACUGGAUAUACACUGGCCUAAGUGGUGCAAUAGUUCUAAUUGACGACUUGCUAGGCCAUACUUUCUUCCUCAAAUUGAUCGACAUAUCAAAUGGCUCCAACAAAGGUGUUCUCUUCGACCACGAACUAUACGUCAACUUUGCCUACAACAAAGAUCGAACCUUUUUCCACACCUUUGAAAUCGACAAUUGCUAUGUUGGGCUUUUGUUUGAGGAUAUCAAUGAAGCAAACAAAUUCCACAAAAGAGUCGUCAACAGAGAAAAAUACGCUUCAAAAGAGACUCUCAAAAAUAAAAAUGCUAUCCCUUUGCAAAAUAACCUCUCAAGUAGUUCCAACACAAACUCCUUUCUCAAUCACUCAAUUCCUGGUCCAAGAGGCAACAACAAUCCUGACUUUGAGAACAGAUUCAGAAGCAACUUCUCUGACUCAAUUACAAACAACACAAACAAUCCCAAUGUCUCACAACCCCAUCCAAAAUAUAAAAAAGAACCUCCUCCCCCUCCUCCUCCACCAUCUAUUCCAACCCAAAAUUCAAACUCUACAUACCAAUCCUCUUCUCAACCAUCUUUUCUAAACAACUCUUCGACAUCAUCUUUUGCUUCUUUGCAAAACUCUUCAGAUGAGGUUCUUCCCACAAUAGCUGCUCAGAAAUCGUCAAUUACACCUGCACAUCCAAAUCCACCCACAACUACCACAUCAAAUCUUAAUCAAACUUCCCAACCUUCAGAUACUCAGCCUUCAAGACCAAAGUUUAGAGUCCCUCCAUUACCAACAGGUCCAAUUCAAUCAAAAAUCUUGCAUCCUAACCAACAACCUCACGUUCAGUCAUUGCAACUUCCACCACAGCAACGACAGCAACAGCAACCUCCAUCUCAACCACCAGUUCUACCUCCCUUUUCAGCUGCUGCCUCUCCUCCACCUUUACCUCCAAAAACCCCUACUAGAAAUUUAACACCAACCAACAAUCCUUACACGCCCAUCACUUCCUCAAUUCCUGCUCCCCGUCCUCCUCCUUCAAGAUCAAAUCUUCCAACUAAUAACAUUCCUCCUCCUCCACCAUCAAGACCUCAAUUGCCUCCAAGACUCCCAAUACAACAAGGCAUGCCAGUUCAAGCCUCUCAGUUUGGUUAUAAUAAUAAUAACAUCAAUAAUAACAUCAAUAAUAACAAUAAUCUGAACAACAAUUCUAGAAAUGGUCCUCCUCCACCUCCACCUCCAAGAAGAGGUGUUGCUCCUCCUCCUCCAGCUUCAAGACAUUCACCCAAUAAUCCUAGCGCUAAUCUUAAUUCUGAUUUUAAUCAAAUGGUCAAUCAAACCUUUCAAAACAAUACGACUUCUCAAUAUCAACCUCAACAAGUUCCUCAACAAACACAAAAUAUUCCUACCAAUCCAUUGCCAUUAAAUUCAUUUUUACCUCCACCAAGACGUAUCAUAUCCAACUCUACUCCUAUUAACAACCCAGAUCAGAAUGAUAACUGUCAAUCCUAUCAAAACCCUUCUCAAACACCAUCUAAUUUAUCCAAUAACAUUAAUCUGAGACCCGCAGCUCCACUACCACCAAAUCUUUCUACUUCUUCUAUUCCUCCACCUGCUCCAGCACCACCUCCAAAUAUUUCAAAUUUUUCUGCUCCAGCACCUCCAGCACCACCACUCAUGCAAAGCAAUAACCCAGCAUCCUCAAUGAAUACAUCUCUGAUUCCAGUCGUGGAACCUGAAAGAGAUGCCUUAUUAGCUUCCAUUCGAAAUGCCGGCGGUUUGAAAAGCUUAAAAAAAAUCGAAAAAUCAAAUCUAGAAAAGCCCUCUGUUUUACUAACAGAGACUAAAGGUGGAAAUAAAUCUUUAAAUUCUAAUGCUAAUCCUAAUCCUAAUUCUAAUUCUGAUCCUCAGGCUUCUUUAGCCGAUGCAUUAUCAGUAGCAUUGAACAAGCGUAAACAAAGAGUUUCUAAAUAUAAUGAUGACGAUGACUGGUAAAUAAUACAAUUCUGCUAUACUAUUUGGGAUUUCUGAUAAUAUCCUUUGCCAAAAAUGAAAAUAUAUUAAAUUUCGUAAGCUUUUGAUUUUUCUGAUUUUUCUCUUUUAUUUUUUGUAUUUUUUUUUUUUGCAUAGAGAGCAUUAUACACAUGCUCUUAUAAACCAUCAGACUUUUACUUGGGUAUUUUUUGACUUUUUGUUGUUGUUUUAUUUUUUUUUUCAUGUUAAGCGCAAAAUG